AUGCCGGCCCUGGGCAUUGACAGACUGACGCUGCAGAGUCGCCAUGCUAACAAGCACAAGCCCUGGCUUGAGCCCACCUACCACGGCAUCGUGACAGAGAACGACAACACCGUGCUGCUCGACCCCCCGCUGAUCGCCCUGGACAAAGACGCCCCUCUGCGGUUCGCAGCUAACAAGCACAAGCCCUGGCUUGAGCCCACCUACCACGGCAUCGUGACAGAGAACGACAACACCGUGCUGCUCGACCCCCCGCUGAUCGCCCUGGACAAAGACGCCCCUCUGCGGUUCGCAGAGAGUUUUGAGGUGACAGUCACCAAAGAAGGUGAGAUUUGUGGAUUUAAAAUUCAUGGGCAGAAUGUCCCCUUUGACGCGGUAGUGGUGGAUAAAUCCACGGGCGAGGGACUCAUUCGCUCGAAAGAGAAGCUAGACUGUGAGCUGCAGAAAGACUACACGUUCGCCAUCCAGGCCUAUGACUGCGGGAGGGGGCCCGACGGCAGUGCCAACGCAAAGAAGUCUCAUAAAGCAACUGUCCACAUCCAGGUGACCGAUGUGAACGAGUACGCGCCCGUGUUCAAGGAGAAGUCCUACCAGGCGACCGUGGUGGAGGGGAAGCGUUACGAGAGCAUCCUGAGGGUGGAGGCCGUGGACGCAGACUGCUCCCCCCAGUUCAGCCAGAUCUGCAGCUAUGAAAUCGUCACCCCCGACGUGCCGUUCGCUGUCGACAAAGAUGGGUACAUAAAGAACACAGAGAAGUUGAACUACGGGAAAGAACACCAGUACAAGCUGACCGUCACCGCCUACGACUGCGGGAAGAAGAGGGCGGCCGAGGACGUGCUGGUGAAGAUCAGCAUUAAGCCCACCUGCACCCCCGGGUGGCAAGGAUGGAACAGCAGGGUGGACUACGAGCCGGGCACGGGCGCGCUGGCCCUCUUCCCAAACGCCCACCUGGAGACGUGCGACCAGUCGGUGGCCUCGGUGCAGGUGAAGGUGGAGCUGGAGACCAGCCACAUAGGGAAAGGCUGUGACCGCGACACCUACUCCGAGAAGUCCCUUCACCGGCUCUGUGGCGCUGCGUCUGGCACUGCCGAGCUGCUCCCUUCCCCGAGCGGCUCCCUGAACUGGACCGUCGGCCUCCCCACCGACAACGGCCACGACAGCGACCAGGUCUUCGAGUUCAACGGCACUCAGGCAGUCAGGAUCCCAGAUGGCAUCGUCUCCGUCAACCCCAAAGAGCCCUUCACGGUCUCUGUGUGGAUGAGGCACGGGCCCUUCGGCAAGAGGAAGGAGACCAUUCUCUGCAGCUCAGACAAAACAGAUAUGAACCGGCACCACAGCUCCCUCUCUGUCCACGGCUGCCGGCUUAUUUUCCUUCUCCGUCAGGAUCCUUCCGGAGACAAGAUGUACAAACCCGCGGAAUUCCACUGGAAGCUGACUCAGGUCUGUGAUGAGGAGUGGCACCACUACGUCCUCAACGUGGAGAUCCCGAGGGUCACGCUCUACGUGGACGGUGUUGCUCACGAGCCCUUCUCGGUGACUGAAGAUUACCCGCUUCACCCGUCCAGGAUCGAGACUCAGCUCGUGGUGGGGGCUUGUUGGCAAGAGUACUCAGGAGUUGAAAAUGACAAUGAAACUGACCCCGUGCCUGUGGCCUCGGCAGGUGGUGACCUGCACAUGACCCAGUUUUUCCGAGGUGAUCUGGCCGGCCUGACGAUCCGGUCUGGGAAGCUCACAGACAAGAAGGUGAUUGACUGUCUGUACACCUGCAAAGAGGGGCUAGACCUUCAGGUCCCUGAAGACGGUGGCAGAGGAGUGAAGAUCCAAGCCGGCCCCAGCCAGUCAGUGCUGACCCUGGAGGCGGAGGACGUGGGGCAGCUGGAGGCGGCCAUGCAGCACGUCGCCUACCUGAACUCCCGGCAGUUCCCCACGCCUGGGAUCCGGAGGCUCAGACUCACCAGCUCCCUCAAGUGUCUUAAUGAGGCUGCCUGCGCUUCGGUCCCCCCGGUCGAUGGCUACGUGAUGGUUUUGCAGCCGGAGGAGCCCAAGAUCAGCCUGAGCGGCAUCCACCAUUUUGCUCGCGCAGCUUCCGAAUUUGAAAGCUCGGAGGGCGUCUCCCUUUUCCCCGAGCUUCGGAUCAUCAGCACCAUCACUCGAGAAGUGGAGCCCAACGGGGAGGGAGACGAGGACCCCACAGUUCAAGAGUCCCUGGUGUCUGAGGAGAUCGUGCACGACCUGGACACCUGUGAGGUGACGGUGGAGGGAGAGGAGCUGAACCCCGAGCAGGAGAGCCUGGAGGUGGACAUGGGCCGCCUGCAACACAAGGGCAUGGAAGUGAGCAGCUCCGACCUGGGCGUGAUCUUCACAGGCGUGGACACCAUGGCCAGCUACGAGGAGGUGUUGCACCUCCUGCGCUAUCGGAACUGGAACUCUAGGUCCUUGCUUGACCGGAAGUUCAAGCUCGUCUGCUCCGAGCUCAACGGACGCUACAUUAGCAAUGAGUUCCAGGUGGAGGUAAACGUGAUCCACACGGCCAACCCCGUGGAACACGCCAGCCACAUGGCCGCCCAGCCGCAGUUCGUCCACCCUGAGCAUCGCUCCUUUGUCGACCUCUCGGGUCACAACCUGGCCAACCCCCACCCGUUCGCAGUGGUCCCCAGCACGGCGACCGUCGUGAUCGUGGUGUGCGUCAGCUUCCUGGUGUUCAUGAUCAUCCUGGGCGUGUUCCGGAUCCGGGCUGCUCACCAGCGCACGACGCGGGACCAGGACACCGGCAAGGAGACCGAGAUGGACUGGGACGACUCCGCCCUGACCAUCACCGUCAACCCCAUGGAGACCUACGAGGACCAGCACAGUGAGGAGGAGGAGGAGGAAGAGAGCGAGGAAGGCGAGGAUGACGUCACGAGCGCCGAGUCGGAGAGCAGCGAGGAGGAGGGAGAGCACGGGGACCAGCAGGCGGCCGGCCGGCAGCAGCAGCUGGAGUGGGACGACUCCACCCUCAGCUACUGAGCCCCCGCCGCCAGCAUCCGGAAACUGCCGCCCGUCGCGCCUGCCCCCGGGGCCACGUGUACAAAGUCGUCUGGCCAGUAGGUCCGCUGACCCUCCCCUCGCCGCCCGCGCUUGGUGUGCAGGACCCCAGGCCCCCUCCCCCGCCCGCCGCCUGGGCCUGUCCCGCGAGGAGCCGACACGCGCCCUCCCGUCAUCUCGCUCUGUGUGGCCCCCUCGCGCCUCCACAAACGCCGAAUCUGGACUCGGUGACAAAGGGUUAAAACUGCUCACUCCCACCUGGUAAUCCCUCCGUUUUUUUAGUUUUGUUUUAUUUUUUAAUUUUUCAUUUUCCCCAAACUAGUGCAUGUAUAAAAUGGCCGAAUGGGGGUUCAUAUGUAGAUGAUGAACUGACUUUUUAAUAUUUUGUAAAUAAAUUGGGAUUCCUCAUGUCCUUUGUGCUAGUGUAACCCAGGGUUGGAAUGCAGGUGAAGUGAAACACUGAGUGCGGGAGACCCCUCGGUGCCCCCCAGACGAGAACGGGGCACCCCGCUCGGGCACGCGGCACCCAGGACUGCCCAGCCUCAGGUCUUGGCCCCGUGCAGGGCCAGCCAGUCGCGGGCAGGGGUGUGGUGUGCUGCUUGUGGCGGGGCGCCCUCCCUGGCUGGACGUGGCCAGGCCCUGUCUGUGUCAUCCCACCAGUUUCCCACGUGGCAGAGGGGUGGGGAGCGGGGAUCCCUUGCAUACAGCGCCCUGUGCCGGAAGCCGGACUCCCCGUGUGCAGCCUCGGGGCUCCUCACGUGUACCCUUCAUACCAGAGGACGCAUGCACAAUACGGACGGCACCGACCGUCCGACCACUUGGGUCGGAGACAGCAGCAGGCCCGAGCGAUCCAUACUCAGAAGGUCUGGUGACACGUUCGCUGAACAGACGCCCAGCGGCCCAAAACCAGAAUUUGACUUCCCCCAGCAGCCCGAGCUCUGUCCUCCCCGGCGCCCCGGGAACCCCGCUCCCGGGCGUGAGGGGCCUGCUGCCCUGCUGGGCGUGAAGGGAAGGGAGCGAAAGUCACGAGGGAAACCCUGCAGCACUUUGUUUUCAAUUUAUGUGUAAAAUUUUAGAUUUCUAAAACGGGCAAGUACUUUUGAAUACUGUCCCAUGACCCUGACUGCUGGGUUCGAGGACACUGCGCCUGUCCCGUGUCUGUGGCCCCCCCACGUGCUGUCACUGUAGCUGCUGUUUAGACCGCGGGUAGAUGCUAGCGCGGAGGCGAGCCGUCCGCUGUCUUAGCCGCUGGUCCCACCUGCCGACGUGUACAUUGGUGAUAGGUCAGAAGUGUCUGCACUACAAUAAAAUUCUGGUUCUAACCCCA
Molecule: messenger RNA, 4348 nt
Organism: Miniopterus natalensis
Lineage: Eukaryota; Metazoa; Chordata; Mammalia; Chiroptera; Miniopteridae
Source: RefSeq, a predicted model, not a curated record